GGCGGGACUUAAGGUGACACUUCGGCGAAGAUAAACAAACAGAAGCUGCAGGUUCCGGAGGGGCAGGGCCGGAGAAGAAUGUGAUCAGAUGUGCUGCUGUUGAAAAGCGGCCCUCCUCUGCUCCUCUCGUCACAUCAAAGAGGUCUGAGACGAUGGAUCAGUCCUCCUAUGAAGAGGAGCCUCGCACCUUCGUGCAGGUCAUCAGUGACAAGUACAACUCUAAGAACUUCCCCCACGGCCAGGGCCUGGGCGUCGUGGUUCUGCCCUCCCCCCCUGGGUCGCCUAUCAAAGAUGAGUUGUUUUUGCCCAGUGUACUGGUCCUGAAUGACUGCGGCAUCAGGAAAGCAGGCGACAGGUCCGACAUUGCAGUUUUCUGCGCUCACGUGGUCGAGUUGGACCUGUCCUACAAUGAGCUCCACGACUGGGCUGAGAUCUGCACCAUCGUGUCCAACAUCCCUCACCUGGACUUCCUCAACCUGAGCAUGAACCCCCUAAACGGUGUGCCGCUGGAGCCCUGCAUGGCCGAGGUGUUCACCCGGGUGCGGCGCCUCGUCCUCAUCAACACGCACGUGACUUGGGACACCGUGCACACGCUCACGCGGAACACGCCGGAGCUGGUGGAGCUCUUCCUGUGCCUGAACGACUACGACGCCGUGUCGCAGUCACGCACAUCCUGCCCGUCCCUGCGGCUGCUGCAGAUCACCGACAACAACCUGCGCGACUGGGCCGAGGUGCGCAAGUUUGGCGUGAUGUACCCCAGCCUCAGCACGCUGGUGCUGGCCAACAACAGCGUGGAAUGCGUGAGCGACACCCGGGAUGCCAUGCAGCGCCUCUUCCCCAACCUGCGCAGCAUCAAUCUCAACAACUCAGGGCUGAGUAAGUGGGAGGACAUCGAGAGGCUGAAUUUUCUCCCCAAGUUGCAAGAAAUCAAAGCAAAGGGUAUUCCGCUGUUGGAGCCGUACACCGCACACGAGCGACGCUGCCUCCUUUUAGCACAACUGCCCAAAAUCUUGGUGCUGAACGGAGGUGCAGUGUCCGAUAACGAGAGAGAAGACGCAGAGAGGUUCUUCGUCAGGUACUACUACCAAGACUGUACGGAACAGAAACGUCCAGAAAGGUACCACGAGCUGGUAUCCAAGUACGGUCAGCUGGCCCCGCUGGCCGACGUGGACCUGAGCCCCCAGAGCACCAUGGUGGACGUGCGUUGGGGCGACAAGGUGGAAGCGGUGAACCUCCGCCUGGAGAAGACGGUGGGCGACCUGAAGAAGCAGCUGAGGGCGCUGCUCCAGCUGCCCACCAACGGCAUCCGGCUCUUCUACAUCAACCGGGACAUGUGCUCUAUGUUCGGGCCCGAGGAGCUGAAGUGCGGCUGCCGGGCCCUCCACUCGUACAGCAUCCGGGACGGGGACGAGAUACUCGUGGUGCCCAAGGUGAAAAGUCGCUGCAGCUCCUCGGAUCUUUGAGGUAGGAGGACACUCGAGGGUACUCUCUGAACUCUUACUGGAUUGAAUUUGUUAUUUUCAUUCAAUUUAAAAAAACAAAAAACAAAAAAAAAAAGUGUCUGGGUCGGCCUUAGGUCAGGGCGGAAGUCCCUACUUGGACUGUUUGUCUAAAAGUUGGACACUGGGGAUGUGUUCAGAAACCAAGAUGUAGCUUCUUGGGCUAUUUGUGAAACACUGAACCAGUGCUUUGAUGCAAACUGAUGAGGAUUUGAUUUUGAGGACAGAAAAUGGACGAAUGACCAGUACCAACUUCGAGAUGCCUGUUUACUGCAAAAAAUGUGUUGUCUUUUUUUUCUUGAGAGCUUACAGCUACUGAUUGAAAGAACCGCCGUUAAUGCGGAAGUUCAAAAACAGCAGUUUUGAGUAUUGAGCCAUAAUCCUCCGGUUUUGUGCAGAGAUCCCGACUGUACGGUAACCAAACGCCUGCUGCAGUGUCAGGUCACUUCCUCGCCGAGGAGGAGGAGACCACCCACUCCAACCUGCCUAUGCGAAUGAACCUGAAUGCUUCUUACAUUGCUCCUCACAAACCUGACACCUCCAGUGUCUGCUCUUUCACAGGAUGCCAGGUCCUGGCCUCUCCCACUGGCCCAUGCCCCCCCCCCCCACCCCCCUCCAAAAUCAAAGGAUUCCUUUACAGGGAGGAAAUGAGUUCCCACUUGCUGGAAACUUUUUACACAAGAAAAACCUGGGACUUUUCUCCUGAUCUGGAUCGUCCAGAGCUUUCGAGACGGAGGGGUCUUUUGUUUCCACUGCAACUAGUCAUCUCUUAAAGUACCAGAAAAUGCACUUGUUGUUCCGACAAAGGGCCUGAUUUACUAAGAUCCGCAUCCCACCUGCUAAACAGCGUGUGCAAACUAUAACAUUUUCAAGCACUAAUUAUUAUCAAUCAAUCAAUGUUUACUUAUAUAGCCCUAAAUCACUAGUGUCUCAAAGGGCUGCACAAACCACCACGACAUCCUCGGUAGGCCCACAUAAGGGCAAGGAAAACUCACACCCAGUGGGACAUUGGUGACAAUAAUGACCCAGUGGGACGUCGGUGACAAUGAUGACUAUGAGAACCUUAGAGAGGAGCUGUAGAGUGUGAUCUACUGAGACUGCAUUUAAAUAAGUUUUUUCCUUGUACUAUACAGGUUAUCAGCAUAGAGCAGGCAUGGGCGAUUAUUUUUGACUCGGGGGGCCAAAUUUAGAGAAAUUGUCUGGGGACCUCACAAUAAUGUCUGACUGAGUGUUAGACACGUUAUGACAGAUCACCUGAAAAAUGGGAAUGGAAUCUACUGAAUGAGACACCCAGAAUGUACAAGAAAAUAAUGUGUUAUUUACAAUAUCAACUAUGAACGAUAAAACACUGAAUAUUGACAAUAUAUGAACGUCACCUACCCUCUCCAUCGACAUAUUUUCAAUCAAGCGAAAUGCAACAAACACAGCAAAAUAUGAACGCGAAGGGUAAAAAAAAAAAAAGCCCUACCUACUCUCUGAUACAUCUGAUACAUCACUAAGCUUUAGAACGUCGUUGUAAAAAUCCUCUUCCGUGUCUGUCCCCGACACCCAAAUUUCAGGCUCGCUGUGGAAACACUCUGUGGAAACGCUCCCCACCCACACUGCUUGGUGCCUCCUCUGAGCUGCUGUGACGUAGAUUACCAUAGCAACUAAAUUAGAUUACCAUAGUAACUUGUAUAUCAUGCAAAAGCGCAAAUUCCAACCUUUGAAAUACUUUGUACAGUUCAAGACUUACGGUCAUUUGAAAACAUCACUCCACAUCAUAAUGGCAGCUCCACUUUCCAUCUUAAAGAUCUAAAAAAAAAAUAUUUGGUAAUGUCCGGCGGAUCAAAUUGAAAAGCUUAACGGGCUGCAUGCGGCCCCCGGGGCUUAAUUUGCCCUGGUCUGCUUUAGAGGCACUUAUUUACUGCACAUCCGUGUUAUCAUGCUACUUCCUGUGGUGUUUUGCUAUGUUUUCGAACAAACAGCAGACAUGUACCACUUUUUAUGGGCAUUUCAGGAGCAGCCGUGCAUUGCAUCUACAAUGAAGCCCACAGGAGAGGCUGCACUUCCAAAAAAAUGCAUACUUCAAACAUUUCUUCCAUAUAGGGAACAUGUUAAUUUUAUAUAGCUAUGUGAGAAACAAAAACGUGCCAAUUGAAUUGGUUUUAAUCAGCCCCUUAAAGGCCUACUGAAAUGAGAUUUUCUAAACGGGGAUAGCAGGUCCAUUCUAUGUGUCAUACUUGAUCAUUUCGCGAUAUUACCAUAUUUUUGCUGAAAGGAUUUAAUAGAGAACAUCCACGAUAAAGUUCGCAACUUUUGGUGCUGAUAAAAAAGCCUCGCCUUUACCGGAAGUCGCAGACGAUGAUGUCACAAGGGGGAGGGCUCCUCACGUCCUCACAUUGUUUUAAUGGGAGUCUCCAGCAGCAAGAGCUAUUCGGACCGAGAAAACGACAAUUUCCCCAUUAAUUUGAACGGGGAUGAAAGAUUCGUGGAUGAUGAUAUUGAUGGCGAAGGACUAGAAAAAAUAAAAUAAAAAGUGACAGCAGUGUGAGCGUUUCAGAUGUAAUUAGACACAUUUACUAGGAUAAAUCUGGAAGAUCCCUUAUCUGCUUAUUGUUUUAAUAGUGUUUAGUGAGAUUGUAAAGACAUACCUUGAUGUCGGCUGGCUGCAGUGAACACGCAGUGUCUCACUUUUAAACAGCUACUGCAGGAGGACGAAUAAUCCAAUGAUGUCUCCGGUAAGAUAUAUAUAUCACAAUUUUCCCAUCCAAAAACAUGCUGGUUGCUGUAGAGAAACAUGUUCGCUUGACCGCUCUGUGUUAAAAAUGAAACACCGGGUGUGUCUCGGUGCUAAAGGCAGCUGCAAUACACCGCUUUCCACCAACAGCAUUGUUCUUUAUCGUCUCCAUUAUUAAUUGAACAAACUGCAAAAGAUUCAGCAACACAGAUGUCCAGAAUACUGUUUAAUUGCGCGAUGAAAAGAGACGACUUUUAGCCGCAAAUGGUGGUGCGCUAAAAUUUCCUGACAGUCCGUGACGUCACGCGCACGCAUCGUCAUUCCGCGACGUUUUCAACAAGAAACUCCGCGGGAAAUCUAAAAUUGCAAUUUAGUAAACUAAAGCGGCCGUAUUGGCAUGUGUUGCAAUGUCAAUAUUUCAUCAUUGAUAUAUAAACUAUCAGACCGCGUGAUCGGUAGUAUUGGGUUUCAGUAGGCCUUCAAAGGGUACCGCACUUUUUUAGGGAAUUUUGCCUAUCGUUCACAAUCCUUUUGAGGGACAAGUUUUCGGUAUUUAAUUUGUAAAAUUGCUUCCAUUAACAAAGCAGCGAAUGAAAGCAAUUCAUUCUGCCGCUAAAUCACUUUUAAAUAUGCAUUCAAAAACCCGUCAACAAAACUGCAUUUACGUUCCGUAACCCGUAUAACAACUGAGCAUUAGCGACAUUGUUAUUGUAAGAGCGAACAAUGAGAAAGUAUUUAUCGAGCGUAGUAACACAUCAUCUUGGGGCGGCAUGCUACGGCAUUAGCCGUAAGCUAGCCAGGGAAAGACCUAAGCUAGCUUUUGCGUCAGCGGCUGAAUCACUUGAGUUUGUAAUACACAACAGUACUGACUGAAAAACAUGAAUAAUCACAUUACAGUAUCUGUAAAGUACUAACCCACCUACUCAGUCGAUGGGACAGUUGACUGUUUUUGAUUGAUUGAUUAAAACUUGUAUUAGUAGAUUGCACAGUACAGUACAUAUUCCGUACAAUUGACCACUAAAUGGUAACACACGAAUAAGUUUUUCAACUUAAUCCACGUUAAUCAAUUAACAGGUCCAGCUGACCGGGAAUAUUUUUUUAAGUUGACUUUGGGUAAGCAAUCCAUUUCUGUUGGCAAGUUCCACAUUUACGGCGUUAAGUCGCGUCGACCUCACUCUCGGCUUCUGUCCGCUCCGUUUCACUCUCUCUCUCUCCUUGUGCUCGCUUUCAGAAGCAGCACUUCAUCCUCUGUAUAUUCAGCUUCAAAAAGACAAGGUUGUGAAACCUCAUUUGUCCCAAGAAUCAUCUUCGUUGUCUGUUACCAAGUCUGCCAUGAUUACAACACAACACACUCACAUUUGUUUCCAGAAGUAGGAACACUCAUUUGUUGCCGGAAGUCGGAAGGAAGAAAGUGAAAGCUGCAGCUCUCUUCUUUAGUCAGGGACAUCAAGGGAUACAAGAUAGUCUCUAAACACGAGUACAUCCUAUAAUAAUACCAGAAGAAGGUGCUAGAUGUGUUGCUAAUUUAAAAUUUUUAAGUCAGGGACAUCAAGGGAUAGAAGAUAGUCUCUAAACACAAGUACAUUCUAUAAAAACACUAGAAGAAAAUGCUAGAUGUAUUGCUAGUUGUUUUAAAACAUUUUUAAAGUCUGUAAAAACUUGAAAAAAUCUCCACGAAGUACUUUGUACAAAAAGCAGCAAAACGAUAAAUAUGUUAAUGCUAAUUAGUAAAAACAGAUUUGUUUUAAAUGUAUGUAUACAUUUGUGGAGCCUUUCUAAAGAAAAUAAUCCAUUCAUCCAUCCAUCCAUCCAUCUUCUUCCGCUUAUCCAAGCUCAGGUCGCGGGGGAAGCAGCCUAAGCAGGGAAGCCCAGGCUUUCCUCUCCCCAGCCACGUCGUCCAGCUCUUCCCGGGGGAUCCUGAGGCGUUCCCAGGCCACCCGAGAAACAUAGUCUUCCCAACGUGUACUAAGUCUUCUCCGUGGCCUUCCUAAAAAUCAUAUCAAAGCAAAUUAUGCAAAUUACUUGAAGACGUCCCAGUGACCAAGCUCAUAACCACACCGCCACAGGUAUCUUGGCAGUUUAGGGGAAACCCUGUACAUGCAAACCUUAGUAAACCAGGCCCAAAGUCUCCACUAGCAUCGACCGCACCCUUACCCUUAGCCACCUUCGUUCUCCUCAUGUUCUCGGGUAAUCUCAAUUCAACUCAUUUGUUUUCUAUACCGACCGCCCCUUUUCUGAGUUGAUGCCAUCCAGUGGAAAAGUGGCAUUGAUCCAAUGACGACUUGUACAUCCUAUGAUUUUCUAAAGGAUAUAAGGUCCGACCGACUGGAAACACAGAGUAGAACCACUUUGGGCCUACUCUUCAACUGGAUUUGUGAAGAACCUUCAUUUAUCCUCGUUUUCCACUGCACAAUCGAGCAAAACGGAUACCAUGAGGAAACUCCACGUACUUCAUCAGUGGAGGUUUAAUAUUAUGAGGAAACUUUUCGUACUUCAUCUGUGGAGGUUCCAAUACUACAAGGAAACUCUUCGUACUUCGUCAGUGGAGGUUCCAAUACUACGAGGAAACUCUUCGUACUUCGUCAGUGGAGGUUCCAAUACCACGAGGAAACUCUUCGUACUUCAUUAGUUGAUGUUCCAAUACCACGAGGAAACUCUUCGUCAGUGGAGGUUCCAAUACUACGAGGAAACUCUUCGUACUUCAUUAGUCGAUGUUCCAAUACUACGAGGAAACUCUUCGUACUUUAUCAGUGGAGGUUCCUAUACCACGAAGAAACUCCUCGUACUUCAUUACUGGAGGAGGUCUAGGAAACUCCUCGUACUUCAAUCAGUGGAGGUUCCAAUACUACAAGGAAACUCUUUGAACUUCAUCAUUGGAGGUUCCAAUACUACGAGGAAACUCUUUGAACUUGCUCAGUGGAGAUUCCAAAACUCAAAGGAAACUCCCCCUAAUUCAUCAGUGGAGGUUCCAAUACUACGAGGAAACUCCUCGUACUUCAUUAGUGGAGGAGGUCUAGGAAACUCCUCGUACUUCAAUCAGUGGAGGUUCCAAUACUACAAGGAAACUCUUUGAACUUCAUCAUUGGAGGUUCCAAUACUACGAGGAAACUCUUUGAACUUGCUCAGUGGAGAUUCCAAAACUCAGAGGAAACUCCCCCUAAUUCAUCAGUGGAGGUUCCGAUACUACGAGGAAACUCAUCGUACUUUAUCAGCGGCUGUUCCAAUACUACGAGGAAACUCAUCGUACUUCAUCAGUGGCUGUUCCAAUACUACGAGGAAUCUCUUCGUACUUAAUCAGUGGAGGUUCCAAUACCAGGAGGAAAGUCCUCGUACUUCAUCAGUGGAGAUUCCAAUACUACAGGAAACUCCUCGUACUUCAUCAGUGGAGGUCAAGGAAACUCCUGUAACUUCAUCAGUGGAUGUUCCAAUACAAGGAAAAUAUUUGAACUUCAUCAGUCGAGGCUCCAAUAUGCCGAGGAAACUCUUUGUACUUCAUCAGUGGAGGUUUUAAUACUUGGAGGAAACUCUUUGAAUUUCCUCAGUGGAGAUUCCAAUAUUACAAGGAAACUCCUUGUACUUCAUCAUUGGAGGUUGAGGAAACUCCUCGUACUUCAUCAGUGGAGGUUCCAAUACCACGAGGAAAGUCCUCGUACUUUAUCAGUGGAGGUUCCAACACUACGAGGAAACUCCUUGUACUUCAUAUCAUAACUGGACGUCGAGGAAACUCCUCGUACUUCAUCAGUGGAGGUUCCAACACUACAAGGAAACUUUUUGAACGUCCUCAUGGAGGUUCCAAUAGUUCAAGGAAACUCCUCGUACUUUAUCAGUGGAAGUUCCAAUACUCCGAGGAAACUCUUUGUACUUCAUCAGUGGAGGUUCCAAUACUUCGAGGAAACUCUUCAAAUUUCAUCAGUGGCGAUUCCAAUACUACAAGGAAACUCCUCGUACUUCAUCAGUGGAGGUCGAAGAAACUCCUCGUACUUCAUCAGUGGAGGUUCCAAUGCUACGAAUAUCCUCGUACCUCAUAAGUGGAGAUUCCAAUACUCUGAGAAAACUCAUCGUACUUCAUCAGUGGAGGUUCCAAUGCUACGAGGAUACUCCUCGUACUUCAUAAGUGGAGAUUCCCAUACUCAGAGAAAACUCAUCGUACUUCAUCAGUGGAGGUUUCAAUCACACCACAACCAUAGCUUUGGACACUGCUUUAUUAGACUCCGCAGUCUCCACUUAGCUCUUACUGCCCUGAUUCUCCUUACAGAUAAACUUAUCAGCCACCACCAGUAGCAUGUUUUUUUCUAUGACCGUGUCUCAUUCCAAAUGAGCCACCCCCCCCCCGUACCGACAAGUAGCCGAGCGUGGUGACUUUAUUCACGAAGUGACUCAAUGAGAACCUGUGGAAAAUAGCCAAGUCACUACCGUCACUUUAGACGCAUAAUCCGUUUCUUCUGUGACCUGGUCCUGGCAAUAAGUCCUUUUCUUGGCGAACCCGGGAGAAAUCCGUAACCCCACAGAGACUAAAGGAAAGCUUCUCUUUGUUUCGAGGCAAUUUGGAGGUUUUUUUUGUCUGUGGCAAGCUGUCCGGUGGCUGAAACAAGCCACAGAUUUGUGUUUUUGGGCUGCGGGUGAAAAGUGAAGCUUGCCUGUCCUGAAAUGUCCACUUGCUUUGUUCAGCGGAAAACUGGAGAUGUUUUAGUCGUAGUUCUUGAUGUCCUUGGAUGGACUCUGACGAGGGAAGGUGAUCAGGUUGCCAUAUGGUGUCGGUUUGCAUAUAUAUUCACACAAAAUUGCUCUUUUAAAGGUGUUUUCGUAACAUUGUUGGUGUCUUACGCGGGAAUUUAGGAUUCCACGUACAAAAAAAUUAAAAAACAGAUUUUGUUUUUUUUUCCCCCACUGUAGACGGGAAAAAAUAUGCUUUGGGGUGAUGAUAAAACAAAAGAGGAAAUAAUGUUUUUGAAUGAAAUGUGUUGCUUUAAGUACAAUGUUCAUAUUGCACUCUCGCUACCAUGACUGUUGAUGGUGCGCCUGGUGUGUUAACUUAUAUCUUACGGGUUUAUUGUGUUGGUGGUGAUUUUUUUUUUUGUUUCCUCAACAUCAUAAAGCCGUUUUCGCAGAUUUACUUUAUGUAUAAUGUUUAUGCUUAUGUUAAAUAAAUAAUAAUCAUUUGGC
Molecule: messenger RNA, 9381 nt
Organism: Nerophis ophidion (straightnose pipefish)
Lineage: Eukaryota; Metazoa; Chordata; Actinopteri; Syngnathiformes; Syngnathidae
Product: tubulin-specific chaperone cofactor E-like protein
Exons: 9
Coding region: 153-1463 (436 amino acids)
Source: RefSeq, a predicted model, not a curated record